AUGUCUGUACUGUAUUUUGAUACACGGAUUACGAACCGCGCGUUCCAUAAUCUUACAGACGUGAGCUUGACGUUUGCGCAGAUGAAGAUGCUGGCGCUGAACUCCAAGUUCGCGCCGAAGCCUCUGAAGACGAAAGUCGACAGUGCUCUCGCAUCUUGGGAUGACUUCAGCCGUCGUUUACGGCUCCAGUAUCACGCUGGGAAGUACUCCGGUGAAUAUGAUCAGUUCGAUGACCCAAUGCUCGAUCGAGGGCAACCGCGGUACAUCUCGAAAUUUCAUAUUCCCAACCCCAAUGCAUCUGCGCCCGCUUUGAAGUUGCACAAUGAGCUUGCACUUCGAGCUGCUCGAGAUUGUUUAGAACUGCAGGUACUCGGUGCUCAGACCUUGCAUGUUCGCCCCAACCUCAACCACAAGGAGCUUGACAACCUCCUUCGACUUCUUCAGCAGAAACAGCUUCUCGCUGUCCCUGCAGACAAGAAUCUCGGCCUCUGUCUGGUGACAGCGGAGUGGUACCACCAGCAGGCGAUUGAACUGGUGGAUAACCCUUCCUACUCUGAGGAAGAACCGGACCAUGAUGCCCUUCGCUUGACGCUUACCAUCGUCGUGUCGUCGUGUGAUCAUAUGUUGACCCGCCAGCAACUGAAAUGGUUGCUGGCACCGGCGGAAGCCCUGGUCGAUAAGGUCCCGGUUAUGAAGGUUCUACCCAAAAUACACAAGCGGCCUGUACUAGGACGUCCCAUUGUACCAGCUUUUGGCACAUUGCUGGCGAAUGCUUCGUCCUGGGUAGAUUUUCGCCUCAAGCCCCUUCUUGCGCGUUAUGAUUGGAUUCUCCCAGACUCCAAAUCAUUUUGUCGAGAUCUCACUGGUCUCAACAUCCCGCGUGGAUAUGAUAUCUGGCUCGUAUCCGGCGAUGUCGUGGCGAUGUACCCUAACAUUCCGAUUGAGGAUGGGGUAUGUCAGAUCGCAUCCUUGCUGGGGGUUUCCCCGAUGCGCUUCGAAACGCUCGAGGAAGCUGCGGAACUGCCUAUACAUUCGUUGGACGAGCUCACCGUGCUCUUACUUCGUCUCGUUCUGCAGUUUAACUACGUGUCAUUUAAUGGGCGCACCUGGCGGCAGGUCGUGGGGACCGCAAUGGGUACGGCGCUUGCGCCUACUUACGCAAAUCUCUUCUUAGCCAGCUAUGAGGUGCAUGUGCUCCCGGAAUUUCGGCAACACUGCCUGUUCUAUAAGCGCUAUAUCGACGAUGUCUUCGCUGUCGUUCGAGGGCCUUUGAACGUUGUCCGGAAAUUCCAGAAGCACUUCGGGGAGCUACACCCGAAUAUGAGGAUGGAGUGGACGCACUCGCAAGCCACUCUUCCCUUUCUCGAUAUACAUGUUGCUCUUGAGUACCCUCAGAGUGUACCACGUGGGCUCUCCCGAGCUGAAGUGGUUACCCGUGUAUAUCAGAAAGCGAUGAACUCCUACCUCUACAUUCCCUGGCGUUCUUGCCAUUCUGAUGCCUCCAAGAAAUCUUGGGUUAAAGGCGAGCUUGUACGCUAUGUCAGAAUCUCUUCGCGCGAAAUGGACUUUGCGAAGAUCAAGAGCCUGUUUGCCAUGCGUCUUCGGUCACGCGGCUACCCGGGGAAGUGGAUCAAGUCUGUCUUUUCAGAAGUGUCAUACACCGAGAUGCGCCCGCGCGCGCUCCUUCCACGCCCACCUCUUACCGAGGAACAACGUGCGAAUCGGUUGUUUGUUCUGAAACUCACCUGGAAUCCAGUAUGGGAAGCUGUAGACUUCGGCCCCAUCUGGCGCACUCUGCGCGAUGCAUUCGAGGAGACCGGUCUGGCUAGCUCCAGUGAUCGGAUCCUCGCAUCAUUCAAAAAGCCAGAGUGCCUUGGUGACCGGUUGAAUGGAAUCAACCGUAAGACACUUGUAUCCUACCAGGCUCAGGUUGUGUAA
This is a messenger RNA of Peniophora sp. CBMAI 1063, 1938 nucleotides long. Lineage: Eukaryota; Fungi; Basidiomycota; Agaricomycetes; Russulales; Peniophoraceae. The record is from the annotation of a GenBank genome assembly.